GCGGGCAUCGAGUCAACUGGCAAGACUGCGGGCACCGAGUCGUCUGGCAAGACUGCGGGCAUCGAGUCGUCUGGCAAGACUGCAGACACCGAGUCGUCUGGCAAGACUGCGGGCACCGAGUCGUCUGGCAAGACUGCGGGCACCGAGUCGUCUGGCAAGACUGCGGGCACAGAGUCGUCUGGCGGAACAGCGGGCACCGAGUCGUCUGGCAAGACAGUGGGCUCCGAGUCAACAGGCACGACAGUGGGCACCGGGUCAUCAGGUAUCGGAUUGUCUGGCUCGACAGCGGGCAUCAGGUCACCAGGCAUCAGGUCAUUUGGCUUGCCAGCAGGCACCGCGUCAUCUGGCAAGGCAGUGGGCACCGGGUCACCAGGUAUGACAGCGGGCUCUAAGUCAAUUGGCACGACAGCGGGCACUGGAUCAGGUACCGGAUCAUCUGGAUCAACAGCGGGCAUCGAGUCAACUGGC
Staurois parvus is the source of this 468-nucleotide messenger RNA. NCBI's taxonomy places the organism in Eukaryota, Metazoa, Chordata, Amphibia, Anura, Ranidae. The record is from the annotation of a GenBank genome assembly.